Messenger RNA from Chaetomium globosum CBS 148.51, 1056 nucleotides. RefSeq lists its product as uncharacterized. The record is from RefSeq and is a predicted model, not a curated record. NCBI's taxonomy places the organism in Eukaryota, Fungi, Ascomycota, Sordariomycetes, Sordariales, Chaetomiaceae. Bases 1 to 1056 code for a protein of 351 amino acids. The transcript has 5 exons.
AUGGAAGCUCCAGUUCCUAACCCCGCUCCUCCCAAGAGCGUGGAGGACCUCUUUUCCGUCAAGGGCAUCGUCGCCCUCAUCACUGGAGGUGGCACAGGCAUCGGCCUCAUGAUGGCGCGCGCCCUCGCCCUCGCCGGCGCCAAGCGCGUGUACAUUGUCGGACGGCGCGUGGACGUGCUCCAGGCGGCGGCGAGCUCCAUCAACCGGCCGUCGGUGGUCGUGCCGUUGUACUGCGACGUAACGUCGCGCGUGAGCCUGGAGAGUGUGGUGUCGGUCGUCGAGACCGACGUCGGCCACCUGCACCUGCUGGUGUGCAACGCCGGGGUCGGCGGCCCCCAGGUGCGUCCGCCCGUGCCGGGGCUGACGGCGCUGGAGGAGUGGCGCGACGAGCAGAUGGCGGUGCGGUGCGAGGAUUUUAAUGCGACGUUCGCGGUGAAUAGUACGAGCGUGUGGUUCACGGCGAUGGCGUUUUUGAAGUUGUUGGAUGAGGGGAAUAAGAGGGAGGGGUGGGGGGGGAAGGGGGAGGGGGUUAGUAGUCAGGUCGUGGUUACCAGCAGUAUUGCUGGGUUCAAUAAGAGCGCGCCGGGGGGUUGGGCGUAUGGGCCGAGCAAGGCGGCGGCGACGCAUAUUGCUAAGUCGCUGAGCGUGGUGUUGCCGACGUGGGGGAUUCGAGCCAACUGCAUUUGCCCUGGCUUGUUCCCGAGCGAGAUGGCGGCUCCCAUUGUUCAGGCGUCCGGCGGCUCCAUGACAGGCGAGAAUAGCACGAUUCGCCUGGACAAAUCCAUGGUUCCGCUCGGCCGCAUGGGCGAUGAAACCGACAUGACUGGCCAGAUCUUGUAUCUUGCCUCGCGGGCGGGCGCGUACCUGAACGGGAACACCAUUGUGGUUGAUGGUGGACGGCUGGGCUUUGGUGGAAGCUAUUUCGGCUCGCCCUCGUUCACAGCAAUGAUGAGGUUGUUGCGUCUUGGCAGUUGCCCCCUGUUGGCUCCCCUGCGCUUGGGUGAUGUGGGGCAGACAGGGCCCCAUCGACGAUUAUCGCCUUGUGAGAUCACAUGA